AGGCUCUCCCGCGCGCUGCUGGGCAACAGAGCCCCUCCCAACCCCCGCUGUGGGAGGCGCGUGAGCCUGCUAGCCCACCCCGCCGGGAAGUGCGGACGAAAGGAGACAGCGGCGCUGGAAUUCUGCUCAGGCAGGGCUGCGGACACCUAAGGCAACGCAAGCGCCGCGCUUCUUGCGGGGCGGGGCUCCGCGAGGACCUCAUCGUGAAGAGAUACUCGGGGGCGCUGCGGCGGUGGAUACAGAAGACAAGAUUGAAGACCAGAAAGGGAAUGUGACCUCUCCAAAGUCAUAGCUGGACAAGAAUCCGAGCCUGUAACUGAAGACACCUGAGAUCUUUCUAUUAUAGUCUUGGGAAACAGACCCUAAGACUUUUGCAGACUAUCUUCUGGGGAAAAAAUGCCUAAAGUUAAAAGAAGCCGGAAAGCUCCCCCAGAUGGGUGGGAGUUGAUUGAGCCAACACUGGAUGAAUUAGAUCAAAAAAUGAGAGAAGCUGAGACAGAACCUCACGAGGGAAAGAGGAAAGUGGAAUCUCUGUGGCCCAUCUUCAGGAUCCAUCACCAGAAGACCCGCUAUAUCUUUGACCUCUUCUACAAGCGGAAAGCCAUAAGCAGAGAACUGUAUGAGUACUGUAUUAAAGAAGGCUAUGCAGAUAAAAACCUGAUUGCAAAAUGGAAAAAGCAAGGGUAUGAGAACCUGUGCUGCCUGCGGUGCAUCCAGACACGGGACACCAAUUUUGGGACAAACUGCAUCUGCCGGGUCCCCAAAAGCAAGCUGGAAGUGGGCCGGAUCAUCGAGUGCACGCACUGCGGCUGCCGGGGCUGCUCUGGCUGAGCGUCGGGCCCGGACCGCCACCCACCCUGGACUCUGGGCUGCGCAGGACUCCGCCCGUCACGUCACCCUUUGCUGGGAGCAGCUUUUCCUCAGAGCGGUCCCCAGGCCCGACUAGGAGCAUGGUCUCUGUGGGAAGGCUUUGGUGUUCAUCAGCUAUGAUUUGUAGAAAUAAAAAAAAUUUCUAAACCUU
This is a messenger RNA of Dama dama (fallow deer), 1021 nucleotides long. RefSeq names its product BUD31 homolog (gene BUD31). NCBI's taxonomy places the organism in Eukaryota, Metazoa, Chordata, Mammalia, Artiodactyla, Cervidae. Bases 397 to 831 code for a protein of 144 amino acids. The transcript has 6 exons. The record is from RefSeq and is a predicted model, not a curated record. Gene Ontology annotation, biological process: mRNA splicing, via spliceosome. Gene Ontology annotation, cellular component: spliceosomal complex; nucleus.